Penicillium brasilianum is the source of this 714-nucleotide messenger RNA. The record is from the annotation of a GenBank genome assembly. NCBI's taxonomy places the organism in Eukaryota, Fungi, Ascomycota, Eurotiomycetes, Eurotiales, Aspergillaceae.
AUGGUGGCCUCCAAACUCCAAAGCAACCGGCCUUGCCAGCAGUCUGCUUUCCCCAAUGACUAUACCAACAAAAGCACUCUUGACGAGGACCGCCGCAAGCAAGAGGCCAUUGCCGCCGCCAAGUUACAAGAAACCCAGGCAGCCGAAGCUCUAGCCCUCAAGAUGAACAAUCUAGAGUUCCAGGUCAAAAGCCUUCAGGAAACGAUCAACAAUCUCCGGGAAACAAAGGCAGAAGCCGAGCGCGUGCGCGACGAGUGGAUCACCAAAUACAAUACCACAAGUACAGCAGCAGACGAACGGAUUCGGCAGCUUACGCAGGACCUGGAGGAGCAAAAGAAACAAACACUCAGCCAAAUGAUGGAUAUCAAGGAGCUGAAAAGCGAGAGAAGCAGUCUGGACCACCAAAUCGUUUACGAACUUCCAAAUGAGGACGUCCAGAUCCUGCUCUUGGCAUACGGCAAUCAAAUCUAUUAUGGUUCCGGGACCCCGGAUCAUCUGGGUGUGCUCCCUAAAUACAAGAGCGCCGCCAGAGAUGGAAAUUCUUUCCACGUGCCCGGUUACUUGAUCGAUUUUGACUUUAGCGCGUAUUUUCCCAACGGGGCUCGGAAGACCUUGACCAUCAUGUAUCGGUAUAAUCGACCGGGAACAAAUAGACGGAUCCGGACUUUGAUGGCUGAGACUAGCUGUGAAGUUAGGUUUGAUCCUUGGGACUAG